CUGAGUUUCUCCAGCAUUUUUGUCUACCUAGGAAUAGGUGACGUUUCGGUUGGAGAACCUUCUUCAGACCAGUGUGAAGAAAGGUUCCGACCCGGAAACAUCACAUAUUCCUUCUCUCCAGACAAGCUGCCUGUCCCGCUGCGUUACUCCAGCAUUUAGUGUUUAUAUUAUAGUUGUACGAGACCGUGGUGUGUUCACGGUGCUCCGUCCGCGGGUGAAGCAGCGCUGCCGGGGCCCGGGGCCUGGUCGUGGUCGUGGUCGAGGUCGAGGUGAGGCCCGUCGCCGCUCCGGGAAGUGAGGCAUCGCGUUGGCGGAAGUGGAUGGACAGGGAAAGAUGGCGGCGCCGAAGAGUGUUCCGCGGGAUGCGCAGGUUAUGGCUCAGAUUUUAAAGGAUAUGGGGAUCACGGAAUAUGAACCAAGAGUUAUUAAUCAAAUGUUGGAAUUUACUUAUCGGUAUGUUACCACAAUAUUGGAAGAUGCUAAAAUUUAUUCUAGUCACGCUAAAAAGGCAAGUGUUGAUGCUGAUGAUGUCAGGUUGGCUAUUCAGUGUCGAAUGGACCAUUCAUUUACAUCUCCACCUCCUAGAGAUUUUCUGCUGGAGAUUUCUCGACAGAAGAAUCAAAACCCACUACCAUUGAUAAAACCAUAUGCUGGACCCAGGCUACCUCCAGAUAGAUACUGUCUAACAGCACCGAACUACAAAUUGAAGUCAGUACACAAGAAGAUGGCAUCAUCCGCUGGAAGAAUAACUGUACCAAGAUUAAGUGUUGGAGAUUGUGUAACCAGUCGACCCAGCACACCAACAUUGGGUACACAAUCGCAAACAUUGGCAGUUACAGCAAAAGUUGGAACGCCUGCAUCAUUAGCUGGACAGAGAUUUACAGUACAGAUCCCUUCUUCACAAGCUACUGUUAAGCCAGCCACUUGGAUCUCUUCAUCAACUGCAGUCCAAAAUGUGCUGAUAAAUCAAUCUCUGAUUGGAUCAAAAAAUAUCCUUAUCACAACUAACAUGGUCUCAAACCCGAGUAGCACCACUGAGUUAAACCCAUUGAAACGGAAACAUGAAGAUGAUGAUGACUAUGAUGCUUCCUAAAAGUGGACAUAACCCAUCUUUCAAAAUUAUUUUCCAAAAUAAAGCCAAUAUUUUGACACUCAGUUGCUCAAGAUGAUCUGCCAAGGUCAGUUUGGGGUUGCUUGCAUUAAUUCCAGUUUGAAAAAUCUGAUGGGUAUGUACAGUAAUGCUAAGCGAAUGCAGUUCAUCUUGCCUGUGUAUAAAUUAAAAUAUGGUAUGGAUGCUACUCCUGUUUAAAUUAAAUAAAUGUGCCAUUACAGUACCCUCAUCAGCUAUAGUCUUGGUUCACAACUUUCCAUUAGCUUAUUUUGAAAAUGUUCUAUUUUUGUAGUCAUUUCUGUGUUUAAAUUAUUUUUCAUGUGGGACGUUGCCCUCAUUUAACUUAAUUAUUUCUACGCUUUGAUUUUUGAUUUUGUUCUUUUUGUGCAAUUUAUUAUUAUCUACAUUUUUAUGUCCAAAAAGUUUAAUAAAUUGGCAACAUUGCAACUAUCAAAUUCACUUUUGUCUACGUUGUAAAGUAAGUUUACAUUUAUGCAAUUUUAAAGAAUUAUUUGCUCGAUCCAGUUAUAUUGUGAUUAUUAUUAAUAUUUUACAGUGAAACAUUCUUUGUCAAUCAUUUGGUGUAUCAUCUUUACUUGGAAAUGCAAUUUGUAUUCCAAAAUAUAUCUGAUGUAGUGUUUUAGAACUUAACAGAGGCUUGUUUCAUAUAACAUUGCAAUUAUUUUUGGUUUUCUAUUAAAAGCUACUUUGCUGUU
Leucoraja erinaceus (little skate) is the source of this 1827-nucleotide messenger RNA. It is a transcript of the gene taf9, whose product is annotated as TAF9 RNA polymerase II, TATA box binding protein (TBP)-associated factor. The transcript is spliced from 7 exons. The coding region runs from base 335 to 1093 and encodes 252 amino acids. The record is from RefSeq and is a predicted model, not a curated record. Gene Ontology annotation, biological process: DNA-templated transcription initiation; RNA polymerase II preinitiation complex assembly. Lineage: Eukaryota; Metazoa; Chordata; Chondrichthyes; Rajiformes; Rajidae. Gene Ontology annotation, molecular function: RNA polymerase II general transcription initiation factor activity; protein heterodimerization activity; transcription coactivator activity. Gene Ontology annotation, cellular component: SAGA complex; transcription factor TFIID complex.